Molecule: messenger RNA, 1353 nt
Organism: Caenorhabditis elegans
Lineage: Eukaryota; Metazoa; Nematoda; Chromadorea; Rhabditida; Rhabditidae
Gene: T10G3.1
Exons: 5
Coding region: 155-1111 (318 amino acids)
Source: RefSeq, marked reviewed
CAAUAAUAUUGGCUCUUCCAUCCGACGACAUGUGUCAGCUGCUCAACAAUUUCUCCGUCUUCGUCGUCUUCGUCGUCUCACUCGAUUCUCUAUUCAUCUUGUAGCAUUCGUGAGGAUCCCCCUAGGUUGUCUCAUUAUUCAUCUCACAUCACUUAUGAACUAUUACCUAUUCUCCCUUUGUUUAAUACUUCUGUGUUCAAUUGUCAAAACAAGCCCAGUAGGACAUGAUGGAACAGAGGAUGAUAAUCUAGAAUCCAGAAGAUCUGAAGAUGUAACGACGACUCAUCCGACGUUCACAGUUCAACGAUUAGAUGCUCCGAUUGAAAGAAUUGAGAUACGAUUAAUUGAUGAUAACACAACACAUUCAGCACCUGAGGUCACUGUGAGUCCUGUAAGAGAAGUGGAGAGAGUUAAAGCUGAAAAUGAUGGAAAUCAAGAAUUGGUCUCUACGGAACAGACUGCUGAGCUUGUCCAUGAACCAGAUCAACAUCCAUCACCAGCACCUACAGAACCAUUAACCGCUAACGAUGAUAUGUACAAAAAAGUUGAAUAUGUAGUUCAACCGACUUCAAAUGAACUUACACCUACUACGGAUAGAUCAUCUGAGCCAAUUGUCGUUGGUGAAGAUCCUUCCUACUACUCAACAACACCGUCUGAUCAGCAAGCUAGUGCAGAGGCAAAAGCAUGGAUUUCAGUGUCUACAACAGUUCCGAAGUUUGAGGGAGACAUUGAUGAAGAUGAUCUACCCCCGCCACCAGCUACUGAGGAUACGGAGAAUGAAGAACCUGAGGAGGAAUGUUUGGCAAAUAAAGAAAAAUUGAGUGAUGAAGUUAUUGAAAAACUUCAAGCAGAAACUACAAUGUACUAUAGACUUGUCCGUCAACGAAAUGAGCAACAAAAAGAGUAUUGUGGAGGUGGAGAAGCCAGAGAUACAUCUUCCGAUAUGUUCAGAAGAUGUAGUAAUUGGAGAGCCGAGAAACUUGUCUACUAUUACAAAUUGAUGCGUAAAACCUAUUGCCAAGUUGACAAUUGGCCAAAUUCGCCGAAAAUCAAGAAGACAUAUGGAGAAUAUCUGAAUUUGUUUGGCACUUUUUAUGCUUUCCAAAAGUAGAUUUGUAUUUUUUGAUUUUCUCUGAAACGGGUAUCCUUAUCAAUAUUCCUGUACACGAUCUUAUUCGUCUGUUUAUCGAUAAACUGUCAUACAAAUCGUCAUAUUAAUCAAAUGCUAUGAAAAAUCAAAAGCAUUUUCUCUCUGGCUCUUCCAGUGUUGGUAGUAGUUUGUUAAUCAAGCAUUGACGAUAGAUUUUUCUGUUUUACAUUUGAUUUGUCAAUUUUUGAAUGAAAUGUUUAUAU